AGGCGAUAGGAUGUGCGGGCCUGAGUGAGCACACCGGAUCGAGGUGGGACCUUACCUACCGAACUAAUCAACGGUGUCCAGUGUCAUUCAGAGACAUGAUGAGUCAUCCCUGUGUGUCUCUUUUGGCUCCACCUGCUCCCCAAGGUCUUGCCCUUCCCCAGGACGGAGCCCCGGGAAACCAGGUCCUGGCAGUCCCUCUUGAGAUGCCGGAGGCCCAGGCUUUGGUACCAUCUGAUGAUGUGUGGAACCUGACAAAAAGGGAAUGGUUGAGCCUGGACCCUGAACAGAAGACACUGGCAUAUUAUGGGAACAUGACUUCUGUGGGAGUUCCUGCUUUGAACCCUACCUUGGUCUCGCACCUGGCCCAAGGACAAGUGCUGUUGGUAUCAGACCCAUCCCUCAGUACAGAUCAAGCUAAGCACCUGGAAAGCACUUCUAUGACCCACCACCAGACAAUGGAUAUAGAAGUCCAGCCUCAGGAGAUGGCUUCCACGAGCUCCCUAAGGGCCAGUGACCCAAAUGCUGAGGUCAAACAGAAUGGGAACACUGACGGGAGGGAAGGGAACCUACAGAAUCUGCCCAUAGAACACCAUUUUGCAUGUAAAGAGUGUGGGGACACCUUUCGCCUUAAAGUGCUCCUUGUCCAGCACCAGAGGGUUCACAGUGAGGAGAAGGGCUGGGAGUGUGGCGAUUGCAGGAAGGUCUUCAGGGGGGUGUCAGAGUUUAAUGAGCACAGGAAGAGCCACACGGCCGCGGAGCCCAAGCCCGGCCCUAGUCAGGCCCUGGAUGAUGGCGUAGAGAAGAGGGAGCAAAUGGAGAGGGAGGCGAAGCCCUUUGAGUGCGAGGAGUGCGGGAAAAGGUUCAAGAAGAAUGCGGGUCUCAGUCAGCACCUGAGGGUGCACAGCAGAGAGAAGCCCUUCGACUGUGAGGAGUGCGGGCGGUCCUUCAAAGCCAACACCCAUCUCUUCCGACAUCAGAAGCUUCACACUUCAGAGAAGCCCUUCGCGUGCAAGUCGUGCAGCAGAGAUUUCCUGGAUCGCCAGGAACUGCUCAAGCACCAGCGGAUACACACGGGCCACCUGCCCUUCGACUGCGACGACUGUGGAAAGUCCUUCCGUGGAGUCAAUGGCCUGGCAGAACACCAGCGCAUCCACAGCGGUGCCAAGCCGUACGGGUGUCCGCACUGCGGCAAGCUCUUCCGGCGUAGUUCGGAACUCACCAAGCACCGGCGGAUCCACACUGGUGAGAAGCCCUACGAGUGCGGCCAGUGCGGCAAGGCCUUCCGUCAGAGCUCCAGCCUGCUGGAGCACGCGCGUAUCCACAGCGGCGAGCGGCCUUACGCCUGUGGCGAGUGCGGCAAGGCGUUCCGCGGACCCUCCGACCUCAUCAAGCACCGGCGCAUCCACAGCGGACUGAAACCCUAUGAGUGCGACAAGUGUGGCAAGGCCUUCCGCAGGAGCUCUGGCCUGAGUCGCCACCGGCGGAUCCACAGUGGGGCGAGACGCUGCGAGUGCAGCGAGUGUGGCCGCGUGUUCAAGAGGCGCUCAGCGCUGCAGAAGCAUCAGCCCACCCACCGCGAGUAA
Marmota flaviventris (yellow-bellied marmot) is the source of this 1583-nucleotide messenger RNA. It is a transcript of the gene Znf275, whose product is annotated as zinc finger protein 275. NCBI's taxonomy places the organism in Eukaryota, Metazoa, Chordata, Mammalia, Rodentia, Sciuridae. The record is from RefSeq and is a predicted model, not a curated record. Gene Ontology annotation, biological process: regulation of DNA-templated transcription.